AGGUUUUUACAGCGGGCAUAUUCUUUACUUUUAAAGUGACUAACAUUGUGAGGUGUUAUGAUUGUGCUUAGUUAUAGUUAAUAUUAAACAGGUUACUCUUUUAUAACAGCAUUUCUAUCCAUUAAAUUGUAACCCAAGUAGGUUCUCGAUCGUUUGAAACAUGUUACCAAGGCCCGCAUAAAUUAUAGAUUGCUCUGUCAUUUGAACAGAGUCUUUUGUAUGACCUUAGCUCACAUAGUAAAAAGCAUAUCUGGGACACAGCUGCAUAUUUUGUUCUCUCGAGGACAGCGGGUAUCUUAUUUUGUCCAGAGAGUACUUGAAGGUUUCAGAAGGGCACGCGAGGACACAGAGCCGGUAUUGUGUUACGGAGCGUCGUCGUCAAAGCCCCUGCGCGCGGUCGAAGCUCCCUGAAGUGUGUUAGUGCGCACAUAAAAACGCCUGCAGAUUAUUCCCUGGCCUUCGUCGAACUGAGCCGGUUUUGCAUUCGCAGAAACAUGUACGUAAAACUCUGCAAUUUCGGCAAGUACACAGAAGGCAAGUCUGAACCGAAACCGCUGCAGCCGGAUUCAGAUACAUCGCUAGAUAUUCGCCGGAAACUCCGUGUUUACCGGAUCGUUACGCUGGUUCUUUUUGUCAUCUGCCUCCUGUUGCUGAUCGUGGUCCUUGUACUGUUUCUGAAGUUGACUGGGACGCCGCCAUGUCAGGAGGUAGAGCAGACUACCAGGUCUCUAUCGGAACAGAAAUGCAGCUUGGAGAGAUGCCAAGAGCUUUACCAACUGCCUCAGCGUCUGUGCAGUGAUUGUGGCAAGGGCUGGCUGAGGUUCGAGAAUACUUGUUACUUCCUGUCUCAAAACCGCCUCACCUGGCAGCAGAGCAGGGAGGAAUGCCAGAGGAAGGGAGGAGAUCUUGCUGUCAUUACUAAUGAACGUGUGCAGAUGUAUCUGAGUAUGAAAGGGAAUUUGCACUAUUGGAUUGGUCUAAGUCAUUUGGGGACAAAUGAAUGGACAUGGAUUAACAACGCUGUAUUGACAGUGAGAUAUUGGGGAGAUGUUUCCUUUCCUGGACAGUGUGCCAUCCUGGCUGGAAAUGAACCACCUGAACGGAGCUGGCGCCCAUAUUCCUGCAGUUUAUACUUACAGUACAUCUGUCAAAAGAUGUAGAUGUCCGAACAUCAUCUACACCCAUUGAGAUCACUUACAAUAUAUAUCUGGAUAUCAUAACAAAUCCUCAAGAUAAAUAAGAUAGAAAUAGGGACAUUUGGUCCAUCAACACAGUGCAAAGUUUUUUUGUAAAUUUUUUUGCAUUAUGUAGCAUUAUAGGUGGAGAAAAAAAGCAGUUUUAGAAAAUAUCCCGUUUAUUUGUAUUACAAUUGCACUAAUUUCUAACCUUACUGAUCAUGUAUACAAAGCUUGUUUAUUUGCACUGAAUAUGUCUAACGGUCACACGAUAAUGUUCUGAAUUGCUCAUACUUUCUCUCAAAUGUCUUUCUGUAUUGCUUAAUUAAACUUCCACCUUUAUAUUUAACAAUA
This is a messenger RNA of Sinocyclocheilus rhinocerous, 1529 nucleotides long. Its product is annotated as CD209 antigen-like protein D. The coding region runs from base 495 to 1160 and encodes 221 amino acids. Lineage: Eukaryota; Metazoa; Chordata; Actinopteri; Cypriniformes; Cyprinidae. The record is from RefSeq and is a predicted model, not a curated record. The transcript is spliced from 6 exons.